AUGUCGAGGGUGUUGGUUGCCGCAACUUUCUUCGCGCUCGCUUGGUUGUCUGGAGCUAGCCCCAAUGUGGAAAAGAUUGCCUCGGGCCUCAUGGACAACUACCAGAAGACAUUGCAGGACGUCCUCUCGACCUUCACAGACACCGUCAACUCUGCAGGAGCCUUGAAAGCAAAGGCCAACACUGAUAUCACAUCGACCGCAGCAGAGGUUGUGGGCAGCACAGAGAGCACAAUCAAGGCGGCUUUGGAUGCAGCUAACACCGUGUACGCCAAGAUCACAGACUCCUCAAUGCCGGUCAUCGGCCAGGUCGCAAACGGUGCCAAAUAUAUCCAGCAGUCGGCACAGGACGCAGUGGCUCAGGUGAAGUCACUGUAUGGAACAUACGAGGACGCAUACUGCACCCCAGCCGAGUACACACCCCCUGCCAAGGUCCCUGCAAACCUCACAGGUCCUGGCUUCACACUGACAUUUGAGCUGGGCAACUGCACCUUUGAUGGCAAGGAGCUGCUGAGCAAGGAUGGGGCCAUCCACUGUGUCGGCCCAUCCGUGACCCUGGACAGGACACCAGCCACUUUCACAUCUGCAUACAUCUCAGCCGCCAAAUUUGUCGGCCAGGAGUGCGAGAUCAGCAAGAGCUUUGGCGAGACCAAGACGGAGGUCCUGUACGUGUUCGACCCCAAGGAGCUGGCCAAGGAAAAGACCCCCCUUUCCGACAUCCCGCACUACCUCGAACAAGAACUGUCCGAUGUCCUCAGCCGCAUCGGCAUCAGCCCCCUCACUGCCGGACCGACCACCACCCCUGAAGCGCCCCUCACCCCGGUCGUAGUCGCCAAGCCCCCCGAGACGCUCAUCGCCGACGCUCUCGCCAGAGCCCCCCAGAUUCUCAGGGAUGUUGUGGUGGCGAAAGCCCCUGAGACCCCUGUGGCAGAGGCUGUCGCAGCCGCCAGCCCAGCUGCUGGGCCUGUCAGUGUGGUCGCAGCGUCUCCUUCCACUGAUGUGGUGUCCCCGGCUGCUGGAGAAGUCGCCACAGUGCCUGCCUCGCCCGCAACAGCGGUUGCCGCCCCCCCGCCAGGCACGGAAGUCAUCACUGUGCCGGCCUCGUCAGGCUCUGGAUCCGCUCCGCCUCCGGAUGUGAGGGUCAUCCGGGUGCCUGCCUCUGGCGGCCGCUGA
Molecule: messenger RNA, 1170 nt
Organism: Coccomyxa subellipsoidea C-169
Lineage: Eukaryota; Viridiplantae; Chlorophyta; Trebouxiophyceae; Coccomyxaceae
Exons: 5
Coding region: 1-1170 (389 amino acids)
Source: RefSeq, a predicted model, not a curated record